Molecule: messenger RNA, 1675 nt
Organism: Anolis carolinensis (green anole)
Lineage: Eukaryota; Metazoa; Chordata; Lepidosauria; Squamata; Anolidae
Product: C-type mannose receptor 2
Exons: 10
Coding region: 610-1515 (301 amino acids)
Molecular function (GO): signaling receptor activity
Source: RefSeq, a predicted model, not a curated record
AUGGGAGGAAACUAAAAAAAGGAUAAGAUGGAAUUACAGCAAUGUUCUAUAAAAAAGAAUAGUAAUUUUUUUAAGAAGACAAAAUUAUGAAUUGGCUAAAAUUUAAUCCAUGAUAUGGAUUUCUGAGAUUGGUAGUUUGAGGAGGCACUAGCAAUCUUUGGCAGAGAAGGAUGAAGACUUUGUAAAAUUACAACUCUCAGGCUUUCAUUGCAUGGAGAAGGCAGUUGAAAUGGUGUCAAACUGUAUUCAUUCUACAGCAUAGAUGUACCCUUGGUUGGCAAUUUAAGCUCUUUCCCUUUUCUGUCUCAUUUUACACAUCCUGAUGCUCAUUAAAUUCUUCAUCCAUGUUGGCCUCUCUGUGCUUUGAGAUUUGGCCACUGUGCUUUUAUUUGUGCAGCUGUGAGUGACAAAUUCAACGUAUUUUGAGUAUAAAUACCUGCAAGAGCUUUUUACACAGGAGCAGCUAGAAUAAAGGAAAAUUGCACAGAGAGGAGCACCAGAAAGAAGGAAGGAAGGAAGAAAGGAAGGAAGGAAGGAAGGAAGGAAGGAAGGAAGGAAGGAAGGAAGGAAGGAAGGAAGGAAGGAAGGAAGGAAAGAAGUCAGGGGACGAUGGGAUGCCGAAUGUCUUUCAGUUUUCACCUUUUCGGUUUCUUCCUGGUCAGCUUGCUUUUACAAGAAGUUGAAUCGUGUGACCGGGGCUGGCUGUCCUACAGAGGCUUUUGCUAUGGAUUCUUCCAGGAGAGAAAGACCUGGGCAGAAGCAGAGGUUGACUGCAUCAGCAUGGGAGGCCAUCUUGCCUCCAUCCACAGCUCAGAAGAGUCUGACCGGGUGGCCAAAUACAUCGCUUCCUACAGUCAGAGCAAUAAAAACGUGUGGAUUGGAAUGCAUGUUCCGACUGGUACCAACGAGUGGGCCUGGGUGGAUCGUACCAAGAUAAACUAUGUAGCGUGGAAAACUGGAGCACCCUAUAAUUUCAGUAUUUUUGGAGAUGAGGAAUGUAUCCAGCUGGUGAGCGAACUAGAAUUUCUGCGCUGGAAUGAUGCCGAUAAAAUGAGACCGAUCUCCUACCCCUGGCUCUGCUACUUGGGCCUCCUGAUUGUGAGCCUUUGUUUCAGAAGGGGAACCUGCUAUCGAGACAUUUAUCAAUCUGACUGCAAUGGCGAUCUGUGGUCUGUUCUCUUCCAUCUCCUGCAGGUCAGGUGCCUUCAAUACAACCAGGGACACCUCGCUUCCAUUCUUAAUGAGGAAGAGAAGGAAAUCAUAAGCAACCUCAUUGCCUCCAAGAAUGAAGAUUCUGAUUAUGUUUGGAUUGGGCUGCAUGACCCCCAACAGAACAGGCGAUGGAGGUGGGUAGACCAGUCCAUCACCACCUUUCAGGCUUGGGAUGUGAAUGAGCCUGACAACUGGGGAGGCAACGAGUCCUGUGUCCAGUUGAAUGGCAACACAGGAUUUAAGUACUGGAAUGAUGCCAACUGUUAUUUGGAACUGCCCUAUGUCUGCAAAUAUGACCUCUAGCAGAAGCCGGUCUUUGUGGUGAAUUGCAGCUAUUGGAAACAACGAUCGCCGCACCUUGGACACACCGAACUAUUUUGGUCCCAAUCCAAACCUCGAUCUAUGCAGGGAGUCAAGUUAACUUUCCCUUGAUGAACAACCAAAUAAAAUCUCAUGCAGCCUG